UUUAUUUUUGGAGCAGCUGCUUGCACCGCCGCUUGCUCCCCAAGACUCCAGUCCACUUCAGGAUGAGAUGGCCCUGUGACACUCUGAGCCGGGAUUAACAAGCAGAGAACAGAUUUUCCCGUCAGCUGAAGCCCAUCACAGGCAGAAACCACAACCCAAAUCUCCACCCCCAGGAGUGUGAAAUGCUGAUGGAGGUGUGUUACAGUAAUGGCCUGGAUCCUGACCUUUCCCAGCAGGAUCCUCCUCCGCUGCUGCCAAAACCAGGCAAAGACAACGCAAGGCUUCAGAAACUCAAGAAGAAGAGAGCCAAGAAGAAAGGCAGCCUUUCCCAAACGCCCAUCCCCUUCCGCUCCUGUUUGUCUCCGGUCAAUGAAGCGAGCACAGACCUGGAGCACAGCGACCAGUCCAGCCCACCAAGGACACCAGACUCAGUCUUCAUUGCAGACUCAUCUGUAUCCGGUUUCCCAUUAGGCUCCCUCUAUGAUCACUCUGCACUUGCAUUCCCUCAUCGUCAGAGCAGCCCUUGUGUACAAAUGGGAUUUUACCCUCCACCCCACCCAGCAGGGGUCAGACCCCCAGAGGAACAGGUGGCUCCGCUGUAUGAGUGCUCCUCGUUUAUAUUUGAUGACGCUGCACCUUUCAUGAUGCCACCAUUCACAUCACCAACAUCACAGCAGGUUCCUCUAUCAUGUCACCCAACUCCUUUUAGGUUUAACAUGACGUCAAAUUCUCAUGGGCCGGUGGCAACAGUCCCUCCGGUUCUUCUGUCAGAGUCCAGCCCUAAAAUAUCAAUGCACAGACUGACUUUAUGCCCUGCUGCCACCAACUCUGGUGCAGGUCCAGCACCUUAUCAAGUUACGGAUCUGUCUCCCGUUCCAGCUCAGCUAUCAGUUGCAAACAAUUAUGCACAAUCUUCCAUUUCCAGCCAGGGGGAGACAAAUGCUAAUUUGAAGGCUAAUCCUCAGAUCCAGACAUUAGCCAGGACUGCCAUGGUCUCCAGCAAUGGCAACUGUGUCCUUCGACAGAUGUCAUCUGAAAUAACUGCCUCAAAAAUAACCUUGGUUGAUGCAGUGAAAGAACCGAAGCUUGAAGGUAUGCAAGGGAAACUUUAUACAUCCAAGGCAACAUUUUAUGAGAUGUCCAAACCUCUGUCUGUACAAGAUCUCACAGUUAUGAGUCCAGUCAACGUGGGAGCAUCAUUUUCUGCUGCAUACAGUGAACAAACAGCAGCGUCAGUGGUGAACAGCGACCAGAAACUGUCUUCACCUUGGCCCCAGAGUGGAGGAUGCCAGAUCCCUUCUUACACACCAGCUCAAAUAUCAAAACCUAUUUUUGAAAUAUCAAAACCCAACCCACUUUUAUCCUCUGCAAGUCCUGCUUUCAACUCCUUUCGAGAUUUACAAGCAGCCUGUGUUCAGAAAGAGCCACUGAAACCCAACCCAGCACUCCAGCCUGGCUUUUCGAAUAUCCCUUUAUCUGUGAUGGAAGAACAGAAACAAGUUGGAGUUCAACAUGCCAACAUUUAUAAAGAAACAGAGAUUCCUAAUACACAGAAGAGUACGUUAAAUCUAAGCUUGGUCAAAACUGAGAUGAACCACAGAGAAAACAUGGCUAUGUCAGCUCUUUCUGUGGUCAGACCUUCACUAGAAAGAUCCCAGGACCCCCAAACAGACUUGUUUUCAGAAAACAAACCAUCAUCUUUGCCAAAAGUUCCAUCCUUUCAUUGUGCACCAAAUCAUUUCAAUCCCACUCUAGUAAACCAAGUCCAAGCACCAUUAAGUCCAAGCCCAGUGAUCUUCACCCAUCAUCCCCCAGUAGUUGAAGCACGCAAGUCUUUGACGUCCCUUUUGGAAACUCAAAUGUCACUGGCCACUUCAAAGUCCAAAUCACGUUCUACAUAUUACGGGCUGACUCCAGCUGAAUAUGCUGCCUAUGGUGGCAUUAGGAGUAGUACAUCGCAUCACCUCUCUACACCUUCCACCGCUGAGGGAACCUCAGAAAAACACCAGAAAGACAAGUCUGUAAAUGGAUCAGAUACCCCAAAGCAUGAAAAUCAGCUCAGUGGACCUGAGGAACCAGGUUCUGUGGUUUACGACAAACGUUUGUUUCAGUCAGAGGUUCCAGAUGACCGUAUUCUCACACAGAGCAGCAAGGUCACCGAGGACAGUCAGUCUGGAGCUCUUAAUACUGGGAUUCAGUCUCUUAAAAGAACUAACAUGGGCACUAUAAAACCCAACCUCGCCUUUGGAUUGGCACAGAAAACAAUACAACCACCCACAAGUGAUGAAUCCUCAUCAAAAGCCUCAUAUUCAGAGGCUCCAGUACCAAUGCCUAAAGCAGGUGAGGUACACAUGAAAAGUCUGGCACAGUUUUCUAUAGAGGCAGGGCUAAAAGCAGCCCAAUACUCCACUGAUAGCAUUGAUACAUCCAGUUUGGUCACACCUUAUAUGAACAUCUUAAAUGCAGAGGCACAGCUUAACACAAAAGGAGUCGCCAAUGCUCAAAAAGAUUCAAAGUUUGGUAAAAGUUCUUUUUCCAAUAAAACCUUUAAUGGAGUCACAAAUAUAAAUGAACAGUCAAGAAAUUUAAGACCAACUCAAAUUAAAAUCAGCCCACCAGCAGUCCAAAGUAUCAACGUUCAACCUACUGCCAAGCUUGUAUCUGCAACACAGAUGCAGGGUCAAUUCACAGGAAGUCAGUGUGUCAAAGCUGCUGCUAAUGGGGAACAACAACCUACCAAAGUGCCUUCAGAAAUCCCACUGCUGAGCACAAUAAUAACUCAAGACAUUUUAGAAAAACAGAUCAAAGAGAUUAGUAAUCCAAAUAAAGUCAGCAAUGAAAAUGUCCUAACAAAUAGGGUGAAGGUAGGUGAUGGUUAUCUGGAUGAUUCCCAAAACGGUAGAAACCCAGAUGCAAAAAUCUUUGAAAAUACAUUAAACAACCAGGAAAUCUUUACAAAAAGAAAAAUUCUACCACAUGAGCCCGUUCAAUCAUCCCUUUGUUGUGGACAUCACAAUAUCUGCACAGACUCAUCCCCUAAGAUGAGUGGCAAAAUUAUCCAUCUGCAUGAUACAGAAACUCAAGUUUGGAGAAAUAAUCAAUUACUGGAAAAAAACCACUGUAUGGUUACAUCAAAUAUACCUGAUGUAAGUAUAACCUUACCAGGUACAGGUACCACAGAAAUGGCCUUACUUGGUACUCCAAUCAAGUCAGCAACUCAUCCCAAUGUAAAUGUUCCCAUUGAGGCAAACCAAUUACAUGAACCCAAAAAAGCAAUGGAAAAGCGAAACACCACACCCGUCAGUGCAGCUGUAAUUGCUAAAUCCAACAUAGGCUGGGGUUGUCCAAGUAAAAGUGUGCAAGCAGAAAAAUUAUAUAAAAACUCGUACUCAGUAAUGGAAGCAACAACAAUAACUGGCCUCAACACUCAAGGGCUUCAGCAUCUUAAUUCUAUAAAUGCAGAAAUCCUUCAGCAGAAGCCAGCCUUUAAUGUUGCUACGACAAACACGAGCAUGUCCAAGAAUGAGUCCAGGUCAUCAGAUAAUCCUCCUACAGAGCACCUUAGAGGUUCCACAAGUAAAACACCACCUGCACAAGCUGUAGAAGCUACUCAACACCUAACUGCACCAUCAAGCAACAUCGACCUGGGCAGUCAUUUAGAGAAUAAUCCAACUAGUGAAAAUCUGCUUCAAAACAAAUUUCAGAUGGUUUUACCAUUACCAGCAGAGCCCACAGUGGCUGCUAAACCAACCUGCAAUGCUCAGCAGUCCAGUAAACCCGUGGUGCCUUCCAGUCCAACAAUCAGGCACAUCCCACCAAAAACUGCUCAGAUCAGGUCUGAUAGAUUUGAGGCGCAAUCAGUAACUACAAACCUUCUGAACAAUUCACCUGAGACACCUUCACACCAAAUUGCAGAUAGAACUACUCAACAGGAGGAAAUCCUAGCUGUCAUGCAACCGAUGAUGGGUCACAAAUGCUUAGCAAGUCCAUUGGCACCAACAAAAUCUUCUUUAACGGCCAUGAUGGAGACACAAGCUUCCAUUUCCGCUACACUCAAAGAGAUCAACACACUGGGUGUUGGAGUUAAACAAGAAACUAAAGCAAUGAAGUCCAGUCAGAUUUCUCUUACUUGCAUGGAUUCAGCAAACUUACAAGCCUCAUCAGAUCACUUAACGUCUGUCAAUAAGCCUGCAACUUCCUCUGAAACAAAUAUUUAUAAUAUAAAUCCCCAAGCUGCCACACACGUUGCUUUAAAUCCACAUUCUCUCAGUAAGACCCAGUCUGUUAAUGAUGCAACAAAAGACCAAAACCCCCUUCAGAGUCCACAAGCUACAGGUAAACCAUGGGCUGCAGUGAGAGCGUCUCCUUUACCCGAACCACGAAUGUGCUUCACACCAAAACAAGCACACACUCCUACCUUACCCCGGCCUGUUAAAACCCCUGUUUCUUUGAACCAUUUGACAGAAUCAAAACCUUCAUCAGAUAUUGUGAAACAACAGAUACACUCUCCUCUUCCACCUUAUCAAAGUAACACACCAACUAGUAUUGUUCAGGAGUCUGAUAAGUCAUUAACGAUGAAUGAGUCAAAGCCAGAAACAAAACUGCCAACAAGUAAAGACACUUCUGUCCCUGGGAUAAAGGCACAUUCCCCAGUGCACCACAUAAAAACAGACCACUCUUCAUAUUCUUCUGUUGAAGGAACUCUUUCCUCACCAAGCAUCAAUAACAGUAAACCAAAACCUUCUACUCAGAACCUAGACUCCUCUUCAGCCAUAGAAAUAAGCCCCCCAGUGGUAAAAACAGAAUCCUCAAAGACUCCUAAUAACGUUGAGUGUUUGACAGAGCAACCACUAGACACCACUGCCUCCGCAGAGCCAGCAACAGGUACUGACAUGAAACCAUCCAUAGUCAAAGAUGCUGUGAUUGAUUCUGCCACUCCUGCCUCUCUGCCUCAGGCCUCAGUCUCAGUAAAAGCUCCAGCACCAAACAGAGGAACAUCACCGCCAUCUCAGCCACAAACUGGCCUAAAAAUCAAGGACAUACUGAAGGCCAAAGACAGAGCUGCACCAAUGGAAACUCCAGCAGUGGAAUCCUCCAUGAAGUCAGUGACAUCGACUGCAUCUUCAGUUACUGACAAAAGCUCAGUUGCAGAGGGGACCCCACCCACACCCACUCAGCCAAAAGCAACCCAGAAGCCAAAGGGCCUCAAGGGUAAACUCAGUGGGUGGACAAGGCUGAAAAAACACAUGGUUGUUGAGCCAGAUGAACCAACAUUCCCAGAGCCAGAGGCAAAAGCUCAGAUCAGCCCCAGUGUCAGUGAUGGGAUUGCAGACGAAGUCUCUGGGGAGCCAGCUGCAGGACAACCUGCCAAUCAGGAGAUCAUGAAGAACAAAGAAGGUCCAAAGGCACUGAAGAUGUGGGAUGCACUCCUUUUUCAAAUGUUCUCCACCAAGGAAAAAAUCAUGGAUCAGAUCAAUGCUAACAAGAAGGACCCAGAAAAGAAAAAGUCAUCCAAAGACGACCAGUCAGCUGUUCCUUCUUUUGUUAACCGUCUGCCAGUUUUAUUGUACAGCCCUCGCUUUGAUGCUAGAAAGCUGAAGGAAGCGGCAGAAAAACCUCUGUCAAAAAUAGCAUCCAUUUUUGAAAUGGGACUGAUAAAACGCAAAUGUCAGGAGGACGAACGCAAGGAUUUCAACAGAACAGCCAAAGGGUUUGGUUCAACCAAAGCUACUGAUUUACCUGAUGGGAUUGAAGAAUAAGGUCAACUAUAAGUGAUUUGUCCUAUUUGACAAAAUAUGAAUUUAUGCAAAGUUUUGGGCAGGUAGAGGAUGACAUGUACAGAAUGAGAACAUUUAGAAGAAAAUGAUCCUUAUUGGAAUUCUGAAUGUUUGUAUCAUCAAAACCACCUUUUUUCCCCACACUUAGCCUGAUGUCGGACUUCAGUUACUCAUAUUUUAAAUUUUAUUUAGAGUAAACAAAUAAAGUUCAACUAUUUCAUUUCAACUUCGUGUUACCUAUUUUGUAGAAAAAUGUACUUAAAUCCAAAUUCAAAAAUACUUGAAUGAUCCCAGAGAGAAAUUAAAGGUUUUAGUAUUUAAGUGCCGUGAAAAACCAAUACAAAAUAAAAGUAUUAUUAUUAUUAUUAUUAUUAUUAUUAUUAUUAUUAUGAAUAAUUUCAUUAAAUAGAUAAAUAAAAAAGACAAGAAUAGGCCCCUAAAAAUCAUAAUAUACUGCAUGGUACGCCAUGAUGCACAGUUCUUGAAACCAUCAAAGUGAGACUAAACAAAAGUGUGAUCAGUGAUGUAAGCUGCAUCUCAAAUAUGUGUUUUUUUAUUUGACAUCAGCCUAGCUGUGACUGUGGUCUGUAGUCUGUUUGCAAUGCUUUUCAUUUUUUCUAAUAAAAUAAGAUAAAAAAAGCUUUUAGUAUUUCGCUUGCGGGCAGAUUUUAUUCUCUGUGAUCAACAGGGCUCGUACAUUCCUGAAACAACGGCAUAGAUUUGGAGGGAAAAUCAAGAUGAAUGAGGAGAAAAGACACAGGUGAUGUUAAAUGAAGUUGUCUGAAAGUCAGGUAUGGAAGGGUGGAGACAGUCAGGACAAGAAAAGUCUGAUUUUAAAAAUAUGUAAGUGAUCCUACUGAGAUGUUGGCAGAUUUUGCUAGACAUGCUAGCACCUAUAGCUGAAGCAUCUUGAGAUUAUACAAUCUGGCUUUAGAACACGCAUCAAAUAAUGAGAAGGUAAACAUUGUAACUCAGGUACCAGUCAUCCAGGCUAAAAUGAUAAAUGUGUCCAUUCAACAAAUGCUGAGUGCUGCUUACAAACCUUUGCCUAAUGAUGAAACGGUUGGCCCUGAAUUCUGGUGAGUUGUUUUGUUUUGAGAUUCUAAUCAGUAUGAAAGUAACUAAACAAAAGUUUUGAGGAAACUGAUGAUGGUGAUGAGAGCUAGAGUGAAAAGUUCAGAAGAAGUAUAGAAAUGUGUUGUUUCAGAGGCUUAGAGAGUUAUGCUGCUUCCAUAGAAGUUGUAAUAAAUUGUUGUAAACAUUUUUUUACAUCUACAAUUCAUUUUAAUGUUUCUUUUCUUAAAGUAGAUUUUUUAGUACGGAAGACUGAAGUUCCAUUUAAGAUCUGCUCACUGUGACAUGUGAAUAUGCAUAAAGAAUUAAAAAAUGUUGUCUCCAA
Messenger RNA from Nothobranchius furzeri (turquoise killifish), 7176 nucleotides. RefSeq names its product mucin-17. The record is from RefSeq and is a predicted model, not a curated record. Lineage: Eukaryota; Metazoa; Chordata; Actinopteri; Cyprinodontiformes; Nothobranchiidae.